Oldenlandia corymbosa var. corymbosa is the source of this 1420-nucleotide messenger RNA. NCBI's taxonomy places the organism in Eukaryota, Viridiplantae, Streptophyta, Magnoliopsida, Gentianales, Rubiaceae. The record is from the annotation of a GenBank genome assembly.
CUUCAAAGGCAAUUUGAACAGUAGACGGCGCACUACUAUUUAUCAGUUGAGUCUUGAGAGCGAGAAGACCCCAUUAGCCAUGGACUUCAAUGCCCACAUCGAAAGAAUCUUAUGGACUGAGGAACAAAUUUCAGCUAGAGUUUCCGAACUUGGUUCUCAAAUAACUCAGGAUUUUUCCAAUUCCGGUAGUUCUUCUUCUUCUUCUUCUGCUGCUCCGAUGGUUGUUGGAGUUGCCACGGGGGCCUUUCUGUUCUUAGCCGACCUGGUCCGCAAAAUCCGAUUGCCGGUUUCUGUUGAUUUUGUUCGGAUUGAGUCCUAUGGUUCUGGGACCGUUUCAAGUGGGAAACCCAAAAUCACGUGCGAUUUGAAGAUUGAUGUUCGAGAUAGAAACGUCAUUGUGGUAGAGGACAUAGUAGAUACUGGAAACACCUUAUUGUUUCUCAUGGAUUACUUGAAGUCAAAAGGAGCAUCCUCAAUGUCUGUUUGUACCCUUCUUAAUAAAUCGGCAAAACGUAAGGUGAAUGUGGAGGUAUUUGGCGGCGGCAAGUUCUACUGUGGCUUUGAGGUAAUUUCUCUCUCCUGGACUGCAUUUUUUGUAUUUUUCUGAGGUGGGAUGUUGUGCAUUUGAAGCAUCUUGCUUUUAUACUUUUAGCCCUUUAACAUUCUCUCUAAUCCAUGUUAAGAAUGAACAAUAUCAUAAGCCCUAAGCUUCAUGUCCUGUUAUACAUGUCAGCACUGUCAAGUCUUGGUAAGGCCAAUCUCAGAUAUCUGAGGAUUUCAAUUGUAGAUGUUGCAUUGUAAUUGAAUUCAUAAUUCUGUCAUGGCAGUGCCCGGAUAAUUUUGUCGUCGGUUAUGGACUGGACUUUGCCGAGCAGUACAGGAACUUGCCUUAUGUUGGAGUCCUGAAGCCUGAAUUAUACCAGUAGGAACUAUUGGAUGCUGGUCUGAUUUUCUAGGGUAGCAGAAAUGAUCUUCGUCUACACCAUUGUUGGCACUGGAUUGCAGUUAUUUGAAUUCGUCCACGUAAUGAUAUAAGUGGAUUCCACAAUAGCAUUCAGCUCCCAGGAUAGAGUGAUAUAUAUCUUCUACAAAAGCUGCAACUUUGUGGCUUUAGCCUUUUAAGUGAUGUAAUAUAUGAAACCCAUUUCCAAGUUCUAGAUGAACUUUUUACAGUCAGGAUAAUGAUUCACAUUUUUGUCUUCAAUUUGGAACAAGUUCACAGAAAUUCUGGAGAGUAUGUCUUUUUCUACCUUUUGCUCCACAUAUUCAGUAGAACCACACAUCUAUGUACUACUUCUCGUAUAUCAGAAUCCAAUGCUAUUGUACUUUUCUCAUUUUAGCAAAACAGCUACCUGCACCAGAAUUAGCUAAAAAUAUGCAAUUUUUUGUUAUUUUGAUAUGUCAUAACGUCAUAAUCCAC